This is a messenger RNA of Coccidioides posadasii C735 delta SOWgp, 1284 nucleotides long. RefSeq lists its product as uncharacterized. Gene Ontology annotation, molecular function: hydrolase activity. The record is from RefSeq and is a predicted model, not a curated record. Lineage: Eukaryota; Fungi; Ascomycota; Eurotiomycetes; Onygenales; Onygenaceae.
AUGCCCGAGUUCACCCCUACGGAAAUCGGCGACCUUAUCCGCCAUCAUGAGGUAGAUUUUGCGCCCUAUGAAGAGCUCUACAAGCACCUCCACGCCUAUCCGGAGUUAUCCCACCAAGAGUAUAAAACCGCGGCGACUAUUGCAGCUAGACUCCGCCGUGUUCCUGGCCUUGAAGUAUUUGAGAACAUCGGCGGCACCGGUAUUGCCGCUGUCUUCCGCAACGGUGAUGGCAAGACCGUUCUUCUACGGUCUGAGCUAGAUGGCCUGCCGAUUAAAGAACAAACGAAUCUUCCUUACGCGAGUAAGAAUGUCGUGAGGGACGAAACUGAUGGAGUAGAAAAGCCCACAAUGCACGCUUGUGGGCAUGAUAUGCAUAUGGCAUGUCUGAUUGCUGCAAUAGAUAUCUUAGUGUCAGCGAAGUCAGAAUGGUCCGGAACUUUGGUCAUUAUCUAUCAGCCCGCUGAAGAAUUGGGAAACGGUGCUAUACGCAUGGUCAACGAUGGUUUAUACGACAAGGUUCCCAAGCCUGACGUUUUACUCGGGCAGCACAUCUUGCCACAGAGAGCUGGUCGGUUUGGGAUGAGGUCAGGAACGGUGAUGGCUGCUUCGGAUUGUCUCAAAGUAACGUUCACCGGUAGAGGAGGGCACGCUUCUAUGCCACAUCGAACAAUUGACCCGAUAGUGAUGGCUGCAAGCACAGUUGUCCGGCUGCAGACAAUAGUCAGUCGAGAAAUCAAUGUCUCUCAGGAAUUUGCUGUCGUGACGGUUGGUAGUUUUAACGCUGGAAACGCCGCAAACAUCAUUCCCGAACAGGCUGAAAUUCAACUGAACGUGAGGACCACCGACGAGAAUACGAGGAAAAGAGUCCUCUCGUCCAUCGAUCGAAUUAUCAAGGCAGAAGGAGAGGCUAGCGGUGCAAUCCAGGCCCCUCAAAUAGAAACGACUCUUCAGUUCCCUCUUACGAUCAACGAUCCAACCGUGACGCAGAAGGUGCAGCAGACGUUCGGUUCGCUCUUUUCACCCGACUUUACGGCAGAGUGGCCUAGGUCCAAUGCAAGCGAGGAUUUCACGGUUUUGGGUACUUCGAUUGGAAGACCUUGUUGCUUUUGGUUUGUUGGGUGCACUGCAGCGGAGAUUUGGGAAGAAGCGGAGGAGAAUGGAACGCUAUCAGACAUUCCGGGUAAUCAUUCCGCUUUCUUUGCUCCAGACGUGCUGCGCACAAUGCAAAUUGGCAUGUCUUCUUUGGUUGCAGGUGCAUUAAGCUUCCUCUCCAAAACUCAAUAA